AUGUCCUGUCCCGAUGCGACCGUAACUCGGAUAUGGAUAUACGCGGAUGUUACUGGCAUGGAACCGGGUACGAAAGUUGACCGGUUUGCCCCGGGCAAAAUGGGGGCGACAUGGGAGUCUCGAUACGACCAGCCCCAGUCCACCUACGGCAAUCAUGGGCUGAGCCAGUACGUCAAGGCAUUGGACGGCCACCAUGACAGUGCCGAGGGCACGGCGGGCCGUCUGCGGAACAGGCUCAGGGAGGUCCGCAGCGAGGCGUGCACCAACGAGAGGAGCCUGGACAUUGCCAAGAGAUCUUUAGGCAGGAUAGAGUCCGAGAAACAGCGACUGGAGGUGCCCACCAACUCAAUUUUGCGCAACACGCAGCAAGUGCCAGAGAUGCCUGGGUUUUCGAGCCAUGCAUUGUUUCCAAUGCAGGCGUCUGCCGCUUCAGACAAGGCUUACAUACGAAAACUGGAAGCCAAGAUUUCGGCCACAAAAUCAUCAGCGGAUCUCCAGUCGCGCUGUGAGUUCUACAAAAACAAAGCCCGCGGGCUGGAGGAAGAGGUGCGCGCAUUUGAAGCUCGUUUGCACGCCAGCGAGGAGGUGUGCAGGCACAGAGGCGAGCAGGCCAGGCACCUGCAGAGGGCCCUGGACUUGAAGGCCAAGGAGCUGUCCGUGGACGCCGGAACCGACGUGCAAUCCCGCUUGCUGUGUGCAGUCGCAAAGGGGGAGGAAGACUGCAGCCAGCUGGCGGCUCAGCUAGCCGAUUCUCGUAACACAGUUCGGCGCAUGGAGGAGCAGCUGAGGAGCGUGGAUUCUGGCGGGCAGAACAAGAGCUGUCGCGGGCUCAGCUCUGGCACCGGGAGCGGGACGACAGUCGAGGCCCUGGAGCAGCAGCUGGCGGAGACGAUAGCCACCUGCCGGCAGCACGAGCGUGAGACCGAGGAAGUCCGGUCCCAGAUAAGGGAACUGCAGCGGAGGGUGGAGCGCGCCAUGCUGGAGAAGAGCGCCCUGGAGGAGAGGAUCAACAAAGAGAGGAACGACAAGGGCGACGUGGAGGGCAGGCUGCGGGACGCCACGCGGCUUGCGCGCAUGGAUGUGAGCAUGGGUUUCCCGAUCCCGAG
Messenger RNA from Ostreobium quekettii, 1106 nucleotides. Lineage: Eukaryota; Viridiplantae; Chlorophyta; Ulvophyceae; Bryopsidales; Ostreobiaceae. The record is from the annotation of a GenBank genome assembly.